AUAUAAAAAGUUUUAAUUUCUGUUUGCUAAGGCUCUUUCUUUCUUAAUUACUUUUAAUUUCCUUUUAAGUUUAGAUAUACAAAGAGAGACCCCUAAUCUAUUCUAUGUCAUAUUGAGGAGCCGCCUCUGAUCUAAUCUCUAUAAACUAUGAGUCAUAAAUCUUUAAGUAUGUGCAACAAAUACAUGGAGGAAGAAGGAACUCUAGAAGGAAACGAUGGCCCAAACCCCACCGGAAAACCCUCACCGGGCGACUUCCAUUCUGACACAUACAAUCUUUACUUUAAGGGUUUGGUAAGGCAGGAAACAUCUGCUCAGUUAUCAGCGGGAUUUAGGGUUGCAAUUUGCAGAGAAGAGGAUGAUUAUCUCUUGUUUCAGAUGAAAGGAUCACUUCAUGACUCCAAAGUUACAGUUUUGGAGGCUGAGCUUAUGGCACUGAAGCGAGGACUAACCGAAGCCGUGAGUUUGGGGAUCAAUCAUAUCUCAAUCUGCUGUGAUAGUUUUCAGAUUUUUGAAUUGGUCAUGAGGAGAUCCGCACCUGAGCAAGAGAACAUCGCCUUGCUAAUGGAUGAUGUACAACGCAUAAGACGAGAACUGACAUCUAGCAUUCCUGUUACUGUGACUAAAAAUCAAGCCAAGUUUGCGUAUAAGCUUUCAAAGGAAUUAAUAGGCAUACGUACGCCUCCUACUGAGAAGAAGACUUGCGGCGGGGUUAGUAUCGAACCUGAACCCAUGUUUUCCGUUGCUUUAUGUCGUCAUCAAUUCGGUGUGGAGUGGAUGAAACAACAUAUAGAAGUGAGGCUAAUCGAGGGAGACGUACCGAGAUGUCCUCAUUAUGGCUGCACAUCAAUCCUAACUCUUAAAAGUUGUGCCCAUCUUUUGACACCUAAACUAAAAGAGAUGUGGGAACAAAGGAUCAAAGAGGAUUCAAUUCCUGUAUGUGACAGAUUUCAUUGCCCAAAUCCAAGGUGCUGGGCUUUGAUGUCGAAAACCGAGCUCUUUGAGUCUACUGAAGAUGGAGUUAGGAGAUGCUGCUUUAAAUGCCGCAAACCCUUUUGCAUUAACUGCAAAGUUCUGUGGCAUAGUAACUUGUCUUGCAAGGAAUACAAGACGUUGGGUCUAAAUCCUAAAACAAUAUCGCGUCAAUGUAAAAAGUGCCAACACAUGAUCAAACAAACGCAUAAAACCAUCAAUGUGACUUGCAGGUGUGGUUAUUCGUUUUGCUACACAUGUGGAGCUCAAUGGAAGCUUGGAGGUUGCCGUCAUCAUAGCCAAAUGGUGGCGGAUGUGUUGGUUCCCGGUUUUAUCUUCUUUUUUCUUUCAAUGAUUAUUUGCUCAAUUAGUCGUCGUGUUUAA
Messenger RNA from Arabidopsis lyrata subsp. lyrata, 1353 nucleotides. RefSeq names its product ATP-dependent RNA helicase DEAH12, chloroplastic. Bases 148 to 1353 code for a protein of 401 amino acids. Lineage: Eukaryota; Viridiplantae; Streptophyta; Magnoliopsida; Brassicales; Brassicaceae. Gene Ontology annotation, biological process: protein polyubiquitination; ubiquitin-dependent protein catabolic process; positive regulation of proteasomal ubiquitin-dependent protein catabolic process. The record is from RefSeq and is a predicted model, not a curated record. Gene Ontology annotation, cellular component: ubiquitin ligase complex; cytoplasm. Gene Ontology annotation, molecular function: nucleic acid binding; RNA-DNA hybrid ribonuclease activity; ubiquitin protein ligase activity. The transcript is spliced from 3 exons.